AUGGUAUCUUAUCAUGUUUAUGUACCAUUGCUAUUGAGGCUUGCAAAUGAUGUGGAGGAAAAUCCAGGCCCAAUUAAUAUCUAUGAUAUUGUUCAUCAUAGUUUUACGGUUCGAGCAGAUUUCAACCAAGGUAAUAUAUCCAUGUUUGGAAUAAAUGCUGGAAAACAAUGUGUUGCCAUGUCAAUUUAUGCUAUUGUAUACAAUGAAAUAAAAUCUGUUAAUAUUUGGGAUACACCACUUAUGAACAUGCUUCUAGUUAAUGCAAACAAUCUUUAUGCCAUAAUUAGUCAGCACAUUCAGAAAGAUUUCUUGUUGCUCACUGAUGUUCCUGAAAUAUUGUCUAUCAACAAUGAUACUUUUAAUUUGGAGUACAGUGACUCUUUUUCUGGAGCAUUAUGGAUGGAAUAUAACAAUGAACCGUAUGUUACACUUGAACAUGCCUUUCAUGAAGUAUUUGAUGCGGGUAAUUAUAAAGCAUGCUUACUUACUAUUCAAGCAAACACUGUUGCAGUUUUAAUGCCUUUCCCAGAUGUAUUUAAAGUUUUUGAUUCUCAUUCACGAGAUAUGCAUGGAAUGCCAGCGGCAAUGGGUUAUAGUGUUUUAGUUUCUAUUGAAGGAAUACAAAACCUUACAAGAUUUUUUCAUAACAGUUGUAACUAUCCUGGACAAAAUAGUGAAUAUAGUCUAUUUGAAUUGAAGGGUGUUAAAUGUCGUAGAAACAUUUCACUGUCAAAUAGUUUGGAUAACACAGCAAAUGACGACACAACGUCAAAUAACCAUGAACAACAAACAAAACAACAAGAGUCGGUUAUAAACAGAGAAAGCAGACUUGCAAAGCUAAGAGAGAAGCAAAGAGAGAAAAGACAACAAGCAAAACAAAAAGAGUCUAUUACAGAGAAAGAGAAUAGACUUGCAAAACAAAGAGAGGAAAGAAAACAAGAAACUGUUUCACAGAGGGAAAAUAGACUCGCAAAGCAAGGAGAGAAAAGAAAACAGGCAAAACAACAAGAAACUGUUACAGAGAGAGAGAAUAGACUUGCAAAGCAAAGAGAGAGAAUAAAACAGGCAAAACAACCAGAAACUGUUACAGAGAGAGAGAAUAGACUUGCAAAGCAAAGAGAGGAAAGAAAACAAGAAACUGUUUCACAGAGGGAAAAUAGACUCGCAAAGCAAGGAGAGAAAAGAAAACAGGCAAAACAACAAGAAACUGUUACAGAGAGAGAGAAUAGACUUGCAAAGCAAAGAGAGAGAAUAAAACAGGCAAAACAACCAGAAACUGUUACAGAGAGAGAGAAUAGACUUGCAAAGCAAAGAGAGGAAAGAAAACAAGAAACUGUUUCACAGAGGGAAAAUAGACUCGCAAAGCAAGGAGAGAAAAGAAAACAGGCAAAACAACAAGAAACUGUUACAGAGAGAGAGAAUAGACUUGCAAAGCAAAGAGAGAGAAUAAAACAGGCAAAACAACCAGAAACUGUUACAGAGAGAGAGAAUAGACUUGCAAAGCAAAGAGAGGAAAGAAAACAAGAAACUGUUUCACAGAGGGAAAAUAGACUCGCAAAGCAAGGAGAGAAAAGAAAACAGGCAAAACAACAAGAAACUGUUACAGAGAGAGAGAAUAGACUUGCAAAGCAAAGAGAGAGAAUAAAACAGGCAAAACAACCAGAAACUGUUACAGAGAGAGAGAAUAGACUUGCAAAGCAAAGAGAGGAAAGAAAACAAGAAACUGUUUCACAGAGGGAAAAUAGACUCGCAAAGCAAGGAGAGAAAAGAAAACAGGCAAAACAACAAGAAACUGUUACAGAGAGAGAGAAUAGACUUGCAAAGCAAAGAGAGAGAAUAAAACAGGCAAAACAACCAGAAACUGUUACAGAGAGAGAGAAUAGACUUGCAAAGCAAAGGGAGAAAAGAAGACAAGAAACUAUUUCACAGAGGGAAAAUAGACUUGCAAAGCAAGGAGAGAAAAGAAAACAGGCAAAACAACAAGAAACUGUUGCAGAGAGAGAGAGAAUAGACUUGCAAAGCGAAGACAGAAAAGAAAACAGGUAAAACAACAAGAAACUGUUUCAGAGAGGGAAAAUAGGCUUCAAAACCAGCGAGAAGCAAGAAGGUUGCAAAGGCAAAAUGAAACUGUUAAACAAAAAGAGCAACGAUUAGCAAAAGUAAGAGCUAAUUAUAAGGAAAAUAAAAGUAGACUUUCUGGAAAAAACAAACAAUGUCCUCCAUCAGGUUCUCAAGGGCAUCUCAAUAAUGAUAACAGUAUAAUAUCACAUAAUAGUGUAUCACAAUUGAUACAUAAAUUCCAUAAAUCUGUAUCAACAGGUCCUCUGUAUAUAUGUUCAUGCUGUGAUCAAUUAUGGUAUAAGCACAGUGUUUGUCCGGCGGGGAGGCUUCGAUUGCGCAAUCCAAAUUCUACUAAACAUCUACAAGGCAUUAAAAGUGUGGAUAAUAUUGAAUGGCUGUGUUUGACAUGUGACAAACAUCUUAAAAAGGAUAAAGUGCCACCAUCUGCAGUUUCAAAUGGCUUGAAGUUUCCAGAAAAACCUGACUUCUUUGAUUUAAAUGAAUUAGAAUGCAGGCUUAUAGCUCCAAGAUUGGCAUUUCAAAAAAUAAUGCAAGCUCCGAGAGGUCGGCAACUUAAAAUUGCUGGUAAUGUUGUGAAUGUACCAGCAGACAUAUGUAAUACCGUUAACAUGCUACCCAGGUUACCACAAGACACUGGGACUAUUAAAGUUCAAUUAAAACGUCGACUGCAAUAUAAGAGUUCUGCCUUGUCUUUGAAUGUGAGACCUAAUAAAGUGAUGCAAGCUGCAGCUUGGUUGGUAAAUACUAGUGAAUUAUAUCGAGAACAAGGAAUAACUUUUGAUCAGCAUUGGUUAUCAUACUUUGAUGUUACAACACCUAAUAAUAGUGACAAUGAAAAUACUACAGUUGAUCAAACUAAUUCGGCAUCUUCAAAAGAUGAAUGGAGUGAAGAUGAAGCAGAAAUUCCUGCAGGUGUAACAGACAGUAUGCUUACACCUACUGAUUUUGUAGACGAUACUGAAAGACAACAUAUAUACAAUGUUGCACCUGGUGAAGGUAGUAGACCACUCAGUAUAUUUAGAGAUCAAUAUUCAGAGGAACUAGCUUAUCCAGGAAUAUUCUUAGGUCAAAAGCGGCCAGAUGAGAAGCAAAGAUUGACUCGUGUUUACUACAGUGAAAUAUGCAAAUCUGAACUAAGACGGUCUGAUCGAAGAGCUGCAAUGUGUAUUGAGAACAUAUUUUUUAAAACUAAAAAAAUGCAGAUGAAAUUAUUGCUGGGGCAAUCUCAGCUUGCUAUUCGCAAGUGUAAAAUGGGAAACAGAACACUUACUGCUGGUGAGUUAAAAACACCGGAAGGUUUAACAAAUCUCAUUUGCCAUGAUGAGGGAUACAAAUUUUUAAGAGCUUUGAGAGGUUCCCCACCUUACUUUGAAAAAGCCAAAAAAGAUUUGUUUGCUAUGAUUCGGCAGUUAGGACCUGCAUCAUUAUUUUGUAGUUUUUCAUCUGCUGAAACAAAAUGGAAUCAUUUACUAAGAAUCCUUGGCAAGCUUGUUGAUCACAAAGACUAUAGUGAUGAACAAUUAGAUAAUUUAAAUUGGGAUGAAAAGUGUAGACUAAUUCAAAGUGACCCAGUAACUUGUGCAAGGCAUUUUGAUUACCAAUUUAAUACUUUCUUAAAAGAUUUUUUAAUGAGUGAAAUUGCCCCAUUAGGGAAACUGAAAGAUUGGUUUUACAGGGUUGAAUACCAACAGAGAGGCUCGCCUCACAUCCAUAUGCUCAUAUGGCUUGAAUUUCAUUGA
Molecule: messenger RNA, 3821 nt
Organism: Paramuricea clavata
Lineage: Eukaryota; Metazoa; Cnidaria; Anthozoa; Malacalcyonacea; Plexauridae
Source: the annotation of a GenBank genome assembly